AUGGGUUCAGAUCUCGACUACGACCAUCCCGAGGUCGUGAAAGAUGUCCUCAACUGGGGCAAGUGGCUGGCGAAAGAGGUGCCCCUCCAGGGAAUCAGAUUCGACGCAAUCAAGCACUAUAGUGAGGACUUCUUGCGCCAAUUCAUUACCGAGCUGGACAAGGAAUAUGGCAAGGGAUGGUUCUUUGUCGGCGAGUUCUGGAAGGACAGCCUCGACGACAUGACUGAGUAUCUGGCUCGCAUGGGCCGUCAGUUCACCCUCUUCGACGCGCCGCUAGUGUACAACUUCAGCGAGAUCAGCAAGGGCAACGGAGCGGAUAUGAGGAAGGUGUUUGACGAUACACUGGUGCAGAAGGAGCCUAUCAACGCUGUGACCCUCGUCAUGAACCACGACACUCAGCCUUACCAAGCCCUCGAGGCACCUAUCGAGGGCUGGUUCAAGCCCAUUGCAUAUGCUCUCAUUCUCCUCCGCUCCUCCGGCUACCCUUGCGUCUGGUACGGUGACCUCUACGGAAUCAAGGGAGAGCACCCCUUCCCGCCAUCAUGCGGCGGCGCUCUGCCGAAGCUUAUCCUUGCCAGAAAGCUCUAUGCCUACGGUGAGCAGGCUGACUACUUUGACUACGCCACAUGUCUCGGCUGGGUCAAGUACGGAACCUGGGACCGCCCCUACGGCUGCGCGGUCGUUGUCAGCAAUGCCGGACCCGGCUCCAAGCGGAUGCACGUCGGCGAGAUGCACGCCGGAGAGGUGUGGACCGAUGUCCUCGGAUGGAACGACCGUGAGGUCACCAUUGGCGACGAUGGCUUCGGCGAGUUCGUAUGCUCUGGCACUUCAGUGAGCAUCUUCGUCAAUAAGGAUGCAGAUGGCAGAGACAAGUUUACGAAGGAAUUCGACUCCAACAUUUACGAGGAAUAA
Molecule: messenger RNA, 912 nt
Organism: Colletotrichum chrysophilum
Lineage: Eukaryota; Fungi; Ascomycota; Sordariomycetes; Glomerellales; Glomerellaceae
Exons: 3
Coding region: 1-912 (303 amino acids)
Biological process (GO): carbohydrate metabolic process
Source: RefSeq, a predicted model, not a curated record